Molecule: messenger RNA, 639 nt
Organism: Plasmodium malariae
Lineage: Eukaryota; Apicomplexa; Aconoidasida; Haemosporida; Plasmodiidae
Product: conserved Plasmodium protein, unknown function
Exons: 1
Coding region: 1-639 (212 amino acids)
Source: RefSeq, a predicted model, not a curated record
AUGAAUGUAACAGAGAAAAAAAAGAUGAGACAAAACGUAUCGGAAAAUGAAAUAAUAAACAAAAUAGAUUCAAUUAAUUUAAAAGAUGUAAAGGAAGUAUCUGUUAAUAUGAACAAUUACACAAAUUUUAUAUCGCUAAAGUUAAAAAAGAAUAGAGAAGGCAUUAUAAAUUCUAUCCAUAGAAUAAAACAACUAGAAGCUAUGACAAAAAAGCUAAACAAAGAAUUAUCAGAUGGUAAUAAAGAAUUAAAAAAAUUAGAAAAAAAUAUUAAACAAUUUGAUGAAGAAAAUUCUUAUCUUGAGGAUAAUAUAGCGUCUGAAAUUAAUAAGAAUAAUGCAUAUAAAAGUAGGAUAUCAAUUUUAAAAAAGAAUAAACAUAAAAUGUCCAAAGCUCAAGAAAUUAUUGAUAAUGAUAUAAAUUAUAUGAAAUCCAGAAUAAAUAUAAUGAAAGAAAACGUUGAUCAGAAUAGUAAGAAGUACCACAAAUUGGUGAAUGAUAAAGAUAAAAUGCAUAAAGAAAUGGAAAAAUUUAAAAAAGACAGAAAAUAUUUGCAGCUUCAUUUAAAAAGUAGUAGAAAAAAUCAUGAAAUUUUGAAAAAUAAAAUGCAAACUGUUGUCUUAAAUAUGAAGAAGACUUAA